AGCCAGACACCGCUUCCGGUGUCGCCACCUUCUUUGUCUCCGGCCCAAUAUUUCGACACCAGGGCUUGUCUAUUUUUCUCCCUUAGUUUUGAGGAUAUAUUUACACAUAUAUCCCCAGUUUUCUGAUAUUGAAUGACAGUCGACUCUGAAAUAUUUAUGCCUAAAAGUAAAGCGCCAAAAAUGGAUGACCUGGACUACAUCCCGGUAGACCUGAGCCCAGAGGAGCGCUCUGAGCUGGAGGACAUCCGCAGGAGGAAGGGCGUCCUGCUGCAGGAGAUCCAGAGGCUCAGAGAGGAAUUGAGAGAGGCAAUUUUGGAGGUGGAGGGACUGGAGACCAGCACAGAGGGCAGUAAAACUCUGCAGAAAAGCAGGCAUGUGGCAAUGGGAAGGAAGAAAUUCAACAUGGACCCUAAAAAGGGCAUUGUGUUUCUGGUGGAGAAUGAGCUGCUCAGACACACUUCAGAGGACAUCGCUCAGUUCCUCUACAAAGGAGAGGGCCUCAACAAGACUGCUAUAGGAGAUUACCUCGGAGAAAGGGACGACUUCAAUAUCAAAGUUCUUCAGGCUUUCGUUGACCUCCACGAGUUCACUGAUCUCAACCUUGUCCAGGCCCUCAGACAGUUCCUGUGGAGUUUCCGUCUGCCUGGUGAAGCCCAGAAGAUUGACAGAAUGAUGGAGGCCUUUGCUCAGAGAUACUGCCACUGCAACCCCGGCGUCUUCCAGAGCACUGACACAUGUUACGUGCUGUCAUUUGCCAUCAUUAUGCUGAACACAAGCCUCCAUAACCCAAAUGUGAGGGACAAACCUGGAGUGGAUCGUUUCAUCUCCAUGAACCGAGGCAUCAACGAGGGCGGAGACCUGCCCGAGGACCUGCUCAGAAAUCUCUAUGAAAGCAUUAAAAAUGAGCCCUUCAAGAUUCCAGAGGAUGACGGCAACGACCUGACACACACCUUCUUCAACCCGGACAGAGAGGGCUGGCUUCUUAAACUUGGGGGACGAGUGAAAACCUGGAAACGGCGAUGGUUCAUUCUCACAGACAACUGCCUUUAUUACUUUGAAUACACCACAGAUAAGGAGCCACGAGGUAUCAUUCCCUUGGAAAACCUCAGCAUCCGUGAGGUAGAAGAUCCAAGAAAACCUAACUGCUUUGAGCUGUACAUCCCCAACAACCGUGGUCAGCUCAUUAAGGCGUGUAAGACGGAGGCUGAUGGGAGAGUAGUGGAAGGAAACCACAUGGUGUACCGUAUCUCUGCCCCGACACCCGAGGAGAAGGACGAAUGGAUCCACAGCAUCAAAUCUGCUGUCAGUGUUGAUCCCUUCUACGAAAUGCUUGCCGCCAGGAAGAAACGUAUAUCACUGAAGAAGAAGGAGGAACAACCGUAGAGUAUUCCCGUCAUUCUCUCCCUGUCUUCCUUCUCAUCCUUCCUUCCAGCACCGGACACAUGUUUUCAUAUUUGCUCCUCACCACCUGUUCACAAGUUUUUUGUUACCCCUCUUUUCCCCUUCCCCAAAACGCAUCCUCUCCCUGAUAUGAGGACUCGUUGUUAUCCUGUCUACCAGACUCUUCAAAGAGUUUCAGAGGGAAGAGCUCACCCACUGCGGCUGCCUCUCGUUAUCUUGGUUCUUACACUACUGCUGUUAUACACAACCUGACACAUUACAGCCAGAGCACGUCGUCUGUCCUGUUUCUCACCACAUUCCUCUCUCGCUCAGCGUGUAGGUGAACUGUGAAACAUGUCUUAAGAACAUAUCCACACUGAUGUUGGUGAUUUUAUCAACACUUUUUUUCACGUUUUGGCCUGCCACCCACACUUUAAAUCAACUUAUCAGAGCUGCUCACUGAAUGUGGACAGAUUUGCGAAUGCUGGGGAAAUAGAGCAUUUAAAAAUACUAUGAUUGAAGAUCUCGUGCCACUGAGUACUUCCUUUUUCAGUUUCUGAUGAAACCACAAGCAAAACUUAAUAGACCACCACAGACAGUUGCUCAGCAGAAAUGUGUAAAGCUUCUGGCUGAUGCAGCUUGUGUGUGAAAGGGCGACUACGUCAGGUUUUUUGUUUUUUUUUAAAUAUCAUACUUUAGCUUCCCGGUAGUGAUCCUCAUGUAGUCACUUAUGUUAUAGCAUCAAAAUGCAGUUUUCCCAAAGCCCUUCUAAAAACAUUUUCCCAUGUGACCUAAUGUGGGUUUCUGCAUGAUGACAUUGCUCCAUAUAAACCCCCUAAUCUGCCUAAUGUGCCUCUUUGUGUCUGAGCCAAGCCUUAAAGACUUCUCUGUUGUCAAUCUUCCAAAUUAGCUUUAUUCCUCUAACUCCCAAACCGGCAUGGAAGCAAAGCAACGUACUGCUGUGGACGGCGUGUUAGUUUGGGUUUGAAAGUAACACAGUAACACCAAUGAACUUAGCGAUCGAGACAGCUGUAGACCAGCACCUCCCGUGUUCUGUGAGCUUUCAGUCAUUAUUAUUUUUUAUCAGCGCUCCAACCCAGGUCAGUGCUUUUUGCUAAUGGCUGAGAAGGCGUCUCAAUUUGAACCCAUAUGGACCUGCCCUCUAAUAAAAGACAUUUUAUAUCUCUUUAUAUGUGGCGACUGAAAUCUUCCAAACAGGUAGCCUUUUGCAGGGAUCAAUGAAGUCAAUUUUUACCUGCCCUCACUUCGAUUGUUUGAAGCAGGCGAGAUGGCUCACUCCUGCGCCACCUCCAGCAACGUCAGCUCUGAAACAAAGGCGAUGUGUUGAAUUCUUUGUAACCAUUUGCCUAAUUUGGCAAGUAAGUCGCUAGAUGUACUAUCUAGAUGUGCAUUUUACUUGCCCCAGGCAAUCUUCAUUGUUGAGCCCUGCCUUUUUACAUCCGUUUACAUCAGUGUGAAUAUGGUCUUACUCAGGGCAGCAGGCAGCUUCAGCUCUCGUGCUGUCGUCUCUCACAUCUGUUGAUGCCAUCUAAAUAAGAAACUGUCUUUCUUGAUUGUGCUUACCCCAGAGAAAAUGUGAAUUCAGUAUUUUAGCACUAAGAUUUAGUUUCAGUCAGAGGAAUCAGUUGAAGUCAUAGCAGCAGAGUAUUUCAGUUUUCUGCCCCUCUUAAUGGGUUUGAAGCACACUACUACUGUCGACACUUAGAUAACAUUUAUGUGAAGAAACCGUCACUGUUCACUGCUGUUCACCAAGUUACUGUUAAUCUUCAUCUAUAGGGUCGGGCUCGAGGCAGAAAGGUUGCUUUACUCGCAGAAUUAAUGAAGACACACAUGAGCAGCUGCUCGUUUCAGCUCUCUGAGACAGUAUAUAUGUCUUUUAGCAUGUUUCUCUACAUGUUCCAGCAAUAGCAGAGUAACCCGUAGUUCCAGUCUGUAGGCUUGUUCACAGAUUCCUUUAUAACACUACACUGAGCAACGCUCAUCACGUCCUCUCAGAUGUAACAUUCUAGCAUGCCACAAAUCAUUUUCCUUCUUGCUCAACACUACACAGACAAACGUCUGCAUCUCUCUCACAAGUAAUAACUCUGCCAGACAUGUAACUGUUAGAGCCGGUCUGUCCGCUAUAGUGAGUUUCAAGAAAUCACAAAGGCAGCUCAUUACAAUGUAUACUUUUUGUACAUAGUUGUUAGCAUAUUUGUUUACGAUACACAUAGAUUUAAUUUAUUCUUUUGUUAAAAUCUGAUUUUUGUACGAGCUACUGUAGGACUGCAUGUUGAUAAACUGAGGCGUCAGUCAUAGGUACCGAUGCAUCGCUGAUCAUGCUAGUGCACUGAUUUGAAAACUGUUAGUGUUCCCUGUUGACACGGAAAAAUUUAAUAUGGAAGUUGAUUUAUGCGUAGAGUAAAUUAUCCUAAUCAUAGUUGUUUCAGAGAAUAAUAAGAUAUUUAGGAGAUGACUAGUAGUUUGAUUUACCUCUUGACCCGUCUGUGGGUUUGAAGAGUAAACCAGACUCUGUAAAGCACAAGCAGUAAUGACCCUCUGUGAGACUAACGUCCGGUUUCCAUUGGCUGCCCAGUGUCCACUUGAAGUGUGAGGAGACAAGGAACACUAACAAAGCUUUGAUUCAUUAUAUAAUAGUAAAAUUAUUCAGAUGUAAUGAAUCAGUAACAAGUUUAGAUUUGUGUCCAGUGAUAGAUUUGCUUGACAUCCAGUUCAUAAACUUAUUACUAGUAGUUUAUUGAAUUGGCAUUUUUAGAUGGUAGUGAAAAUAAUUGUCUACUGCACUUUAUCCAUUUUAGCAUUUUGAAGAAAAUGCUUUUACUUUGACUGACUCCAAUACUCUGUAGCACCCUCUACUGGUGAUCUCACACACUGCAAUAUGCUGAAGGAUGAACCAUGAACUGUGUAGAAAUACUUUAUAACUCCGCCGCCUGGUCGGUGCCAGCUAUAGCAGCGUCUGACCAGCAUGCACUGUAUUUAUUCACCUGACAAAGAUCAUGUUGUUUGGGGGUCUUAUCUUCUGUAGAAGUGAUUGGAUUGCCUUUUACUCCCCGACAUCAUCAAACUGACAAAGGCCUAACUCUAUACCUUCAUGUUAGUGCUUCUACACAACACAUGGACUGUCUGUAGGCCUUCACUUUCUGGGUAUUCUUGAAGUGCAAAGUUGCCAAAAAAAAAAAAACUGUUGGGACAACAAAUGUUUUUCUGCUAGAACAAAAUAAUGAACACUGAAAUGAUCAGACUGAAACUGGGCCUCUGUUUCUGAUUCCACCUCUUUCAGAUAAUGUGUUAAUUUUGUAUUAUUUAUUUUUAUUUACUGUGAGGUGAAGAUGGAUAGAUCAUCUGUAAAUGUAGCAAAAGGAAAACCACGAUACAUUGGUGCCAGUAAACUACUGUGUAACAAUAAAAGGUAAACUGAG
Epinephelus moara (kelp grouper) is the source of this 4820-nucleotide messenger RNA. RefSeq names its product cytohesin 2 (gene cyth2). Gene Ontology annotation, biological process: regulation of ARF protein signal transduction. The record is from RefSeq and is a predicted model, not a curated record. The transcript is spliced from 12 exons. Gene Ontology annotation, molecular function: guanyl-nucleotide exchange factor activity. Lineage: Eukaryota; Metazoa; Chordata; Actinopteri; Perciformes; Serranidae. The coding region runs from base 133 to 1383 and encodes 416 amino acids.